CACUCAMUCACGGGCUCUGCCUAUGCAUUAUCGUAUCAACGAUGUGUACGUACUGUAUCAUAGGUAUGUCAAGGUUUUCACGGUUGACAGCAAGAACACAUUUGCAUCGAGAGAGACGAGGGACAAGACGACGCGAUUGUGAUGCACGUCCUCCUGCCUGCGAUUCCGGUUCCGGUUUGUCCUGCGUUUCGAGUUUUGAUUCCUCGUACCAGUACUCGUACCUCUACUCGUAGAGAGUCGUAUAGUAUGGAGGGUGCGUACGAGUUACGGCAGCAGACAUGACAUGUAUUUAUUUCCAUUCUCGUCCAUUCCACGAAACCAAACGGAAGCAGCAACACCCCCGCCACUGUCAACAACAAGAGYAAAUAUUGACACCAACACGUUCCGUUCCAGCUAAUUCCACACUAWCGCAGUUUCUACGGUACCUGGAAGGUUUUCGUCCGGAACAAGCCAGAGACGACACUCCUUUGCCCGGCGUCCCGUCCCGUCCCAGCUGUCCAGAUCCGAAUCCGGAUCCGAUCUCCAACAAACACACCCACACAGCUACACACCCACACGCAUUCCCGGUCCCGAUCCCGCCCAAAAMAUGAGCAGCAGCGGCGGAGGCAAGCCCCCGGCCGCCAUGUCGUCCCAGAUGCAGGCCGUGAUGCGGGUCAUGACGGGCCAGGCGGAACGGACGAUCGCCGAGAAACUGGCGGAUUCGAACCGGCCCACCUGGGAACAGUACAAGAAGGACAACCACGACAAGCUCCACCUCGAGGGGGUCGACCAGAAGGAGAUGGAGGAGUACCGGAAGCAGCUCGACAGGGACCGGGAUUCCAAGCUGCUGAGGGGGACGAACCACCGGGGGGACCGCGAGCGCGAGCGCAAGAAGGCCGAMAARAAGAAAAAGAAGAAGGAAAAGAAGCGCAAGAGGUCCUCCCGAAAAAAAAAGAGCAGCCGCUACUAUUCCUCGUCGUCCUCGUACUCGUCCUCGGACGGGGAGSACUCGUCCCGCACCAGUGGMAACGAGGAAGGGGAAUCCCAYCGSAGGGACAGAGACARGGACAGAGACAGGAMCGGGGACGGCGAGGAGGACGGCAGAGACCGGGACCGAAAGCGCCGGCACAAGCGCAGCAGGCGCAGGCACCGCCGCGACUCGGACGACGAUUCCGACGGCGACAGCGACGGCGGGAGGCGGAAGCGAAAAAAGGCCAAGAAAAAGAAGGCCAGGCGCAAGAAGGACCGGAGCAGCGACGACAACGACGACGGGAACGACAGCGAGGGGAGCCACUACCGUCUCUCGAAAUUCUUUGACGACGRCGACGACGAGUAAGACCGGGAUGGAAACCGAACGGGCGCACCUUCUGUGUACAAGCAUGGUGCAUGGAUUCGAUCCGAUCCGAUGCGACGCAACGCGACGCGACCGCAACGUGGAAGGGUUCCUAAAAGUGGAAGCGAGCGAACGAUUGGCCGAACCAAGCCGGGGGCGCAGGGCCAACCGACCGUGGGAAAUCCGACAGGCGUGGUGGGUUCCGGCGCCGGCGACAAAGAAUGCCGGCGGUUGGGGGUUCGGAAACGAGCCACGAUCGGACUGCCCCGCCACGCAAACCACCCUACCGGAUCGCAAUAUCCAACCCAAUCCACCGAGAAACGAUUGCGGGUGGUGUUCCUACCUUCCUAACUACUAGUAGACGUGUCAGAUUACUACUAAAUAGAUUCAAACCACACCA
Pseudo-nitzschia multistriata is the source of this 1712-nucleotide messenger RNA. Lineage: Eukaryota; Bacillariophyta; Bacillariophyceae; Bacillariales; Bacillariaceae. The record is from the annotation of a GenBank genome assembly.